AUGAAGACUUCAUAUCAUAAACUUGCACUUCAAUAUCAUCCUGAUAAACACACCACAUCAUCUGAAGAAAUUUGUGCUGAAGCUACGCGUAAAUUUCAAGCACUUGGUUUCGCAUAUGAAAUACUUUCUGAUCCUAAAAAACGUGAAAGAUAUGAUAAAACUGGUGAGACAGAUAAUAGUCUCGAAGGUCUGGAAGAUUUGGGAAAAGAAGGGUGGGAUGCUUAUUUUAAAGAAUUAUGGUCUGGUGUUGUAAAUGCAAAGUCAAUAGAAGAAUUUAAAAGAAAAUAUCAAGGAUCUGAAGAAGAACAUGAUGAUCUUAUUGAGGCUUAUAAAAAAUUCAAAGGUGAUAUGGACUUAAUCAUGAGUGAUGUGUUAUGCGCAACUAUAGAUGAUGAACCACGUUUUUGUAAUAUUAUUAAAGAAGCAGUAGCUUCCAAUGAAAUUAUACUAUAUGAAAAAUUUACUGAAUCAACCAACAAGACCGCAACAAAAAGACGUAAGAAGGAGGCUAACAAAGAAGCUAAAGAAGCAAAGAAAUACGCAAAAGAAUUAGGUUUAAAUCAAAAUUUAUUAGGUACUAAAGAAGGUGAGGAUGAACUUCAACAACUUAUAAUUAAAAAGUAUGAAAAACGAUCAAGUUCAUUUCUUGAUCAAUUAGAAGCUAAUGGUAGUAUGGAACCAGCAUUUUACAGGGGAGAUAUAUUAUUUUUAAGUAUGCCAAAUGAACCAGUGAAAGUUGGUGAUAUUGUGGUAUUUAAGAUUCCAGGGAGGGAAGUGCCAAUUGUUCAUAGAGUAAUAAAAUUACAUGAUGAAGUUCAAUCAGGUAAACAAUAUAUUUUAACUAAAGGGGAUAAUAAUCAAGUGGAUGAUAGAGGUUUAUAUAACAAAAAUCAGGUCUGGAUUCAUAAAGAACAUUUAGUUGGAAAAGUUAAUGGAUUUCUACCUUACGUUGGAAUAAUUACUAUAGCAAUGAAUGAUUAUCCUCAACUUAAAUAUUUUUUAAUUAUUGCUCUUGCUAUAUAUGUGUUAAUAAAUAGAGAAUGA
Molecule: messenger RNA, 1044 nt
Organism: Entrophospora sp. SA101
Lineage: Eukaryota; Fungi; Glomeromycota; Glomeromycetes; Entrophosporales; Entrophosporaceae
Source: the annotation of a GenBank genome assembly